Molecule: messenger RNA, 534 nt
Organism: Caenorhabditis briggsae
Lineage: Eukaryota; Metazoa; Nematoda; Chromadorea; Rhabditida; Rhabditidae
Exons: 3
Coding region: 1-534 (177 amino acids)
Cellular component (GO): extracellular region
Molecular function (GO): peptidase inhibitor activity
Source: RefSeq, a predicted model, not a curated record
AUGCAUCCCUUCCUAUUGCUCUUCUGCUCUCUGAUAACCGCUAUCACGUGUUAUCAAUCUCAAAAUCAGCCGCGUCUUUCGCAGUACCGCAUCCCGCAUCUGAAUCUUCCAUUCACCGAUGAGCCAAGAUAUUACGCCCCGGUGGCCGCGCCGCAAAAACCAAAAACUAUUCCACUAUGCGAGUAUUGGAAAAUCUUGGGUGUCUAUCGUGAGGAGUGUCAAACCGAUGAAAUUUUGAUGGAUGACUAUGAGCAAAAUAAGCAAAAGGAAUCGUUUGAAAUAGGCCUCCCAGUAUGUCGUCUCAAAUUCCUAACUGCAUCGUGUGUCAAGUCAGCAAAGUGUCCAUCGGGAACGGUUUGCUUGGACUUUUCCACCCAACGCUGUUGUCACCCGAUGCCCGGUACCUGCCCAACGCCAACACAACUUGGCUACAAAUGCAUGGUCUACACUCCAAUCAGUUGGUGUACCACUGACCAAGACUGUAAGGGCAAGAAAUGCUGCCCGACCGGAUGUGAUUAUAAUGUUUGUGUAUAA